This is a messenger RNA of Malassezia vespertilionis, 1533 nucleotides long. RefSeq lists its product as uncharacterized. NCBI's taxonomy places the organism in Eukaryota, Fungi, Basidiomycota, Malasseziomycetes, Malasseziales, Malasseziaceae. Bases 1 to 1533 code for a protein of 510 amino acids. The transcript has a single exon. The record is from RefSeq and is a predicted model, not a curated record.
AUGGCGCGCGAGGAGGUCGUUCGCCGCCUGUUUCGCGAGCACGGCGGCGUGCUGAGCAGUGCGGCGUUGGUGGACGUGCUCAAUGCGUACGAGAAAGAGGUGCAUGUGCCGCUCAUGCCUGCGCCGCUGCUCGCGCGGUUGGAAGCGUUUGUUUCUGCGAAUGCGGACCUUGAAAUCGACUGCGACGCGUUCCUCGGGCUCGUGCGCUCGCUGGAUGCGGCAGGGUCGGAGCGCGAGUCUGUAAGUGGGUCGGAGUACGACGAUACAUUGCUGGAGAAUAGCAUGGAUCUGCUGAGCGCGUCGCCAGACACGACGAUGCAGUCGGAGCCGCCUGUGACACCGGCAAAGCAUCGCGGUCUGCAGGGCGAUGUGUAUGUCUCGCCACAGAUCAUGCGCAGCGCAUUUUCGGAGCAUGAUUUGCUCAAGAAUCACUCGCAGGAUCCUGGACGCUCCGCGGUUCUGCGCAAGCUGGCAAAGGUCAAUGACGCGCUCGAGCGGCUUCAAAUGGAGCACGACCACCUGGCCGCAGAGAAGAACAAGCUUGAUGUUGCGCAUGCACAUGUACAGAAAGAGCUUGGGGCAGUGCGCCGCGAUUUGUGUGCGGCGCUGGCAGCAGACUCGCUGCAAAAGGCACGGAUCGCCGAAUUGGAGCACCUCGCUGAGGUGCAUGAGAAGGAGACACACGCGCGCGAGGCAGCUGUGAAACGGGCUGCGUCGGAUUUGGAGGAUCAUACUGCCAUGGUGCGGCGCUUGGAAUCGGAUGCACAGGCGCAUGGGGCGGAGCUCGCGCAUCUGCAGCGUGUAUGCGAAGAGUACGCCGGUGAAAUGGCUGCUUUACAUACGACGUGCGACGCACAACGCGAUGCGAUUGGGGGGCUUGAGGGUACAAUUACCGUGCUGGAGGAUGCAAAUGCAGCCGCGGAGCGUUUGCGCAAAGAGUACGACACAUUCCGUACGAUUCACCAGGAUUUGGAGUCGGAGUUGGCUUUGCUGCGCGAGGCUCGUGCUGAUGAUGCACCGGUGCUUGCACUGGAACUUGGUGUACUGGCGCUGGGAGAGGGAGAGGGGUGCGUCGAUGCAGAGCGCACGGACCCCAUAGAGAAAGGGCCACACUUGCUUUGUGCACGGGAUACGCAAGUGACCGAACCGGACCCCAAGUGCGAACCGGAUCGAAUGGAUGCGGGGCAGGACUCUUUGAGCAAAGAGGCCGCGAGCGAAGAACCCCGCCAACACACUCCUCUCAGCCCAGCCUUACAGGGGCGUGACAAACACGACAAUCCGCCGUCCGCUCACGCCACACGCCACAUUUUCUAUUGCAAACCCAUCAUCUCCAUACACCGCCGGGCCGUAGCCCAGCGCGCUGCAUUGGUCCUUUUCGGCGUAUGGCUUGGACUUUGGGUCUACUAUUUUCUCAUACGCACCGCUUCCCUUCGCCCAUUCGCUGCACUUGACAAGAGCUGGCACGAUGUCAAUAUGCUCUUUGACCCCCAAGUGCGUGGCGAAGGAGCUAUGUACACUUUGCACGUAACAUGA